This is a messenger RNA of Podarcis muralis (Common wall lizard), 2433 nucleotides long. It is a transcript of the gene SLC35D4, whose product is annotated as solute carrier family 35 member D4. NCBI's taxonomy places the organism in Eukaryota, Metazoa, Chordata, Lepidosauria, Squamata, Lacertidae. The record is from RefSeq and is a predicted model, not a curated record.
AGGCGGUUCCUGGGGCCCUUUUCUCCGCGCCCAUUGGAGCAGACUCCAGAGCAACGUGUCUCUGUCAUGGCAGCCGCAUGCAGUCGCUCUUCCAGGCAGGUCGCAGCAGUCGGGAGAAAGUGCCUUUCUUCCCUUGUCCCCGGACUGGUGAAAUGAUUUGACAGAUGUAUUUAAAGAGACCUGCAACUGGUCUCGCCUUCUGUUUGUUCUACUUGUCUUCUUAUUUCACCAACAAGUAUGUUCUGUCUGUCCUGAAAUUCACCUACCCUACUCUUUUUCAAGGCUGGCAGACACUAGUUGGUGGAUUUCUCCUACACAUUUCCUGGAAGAUUGGCUGGACUGAGAUCAGCAGCAGUUCAAGAUCUGAAGUGCUGUCAUGGCUUCCAGCUUCUGCACUCUUUGUGGGCAUUAUUUAUGCAGGUUCCAGGGCACUGUCCAGACUGCCAAUUCCUAUCUUUCUUACCUUACACAAUGCUGCAGACGUUAUAGCUUGUGGAAUCGAGGCAUUUGUGCAGAAAGAGACCUCUAGACUAAAAAUCUGUAGAGUGCUGACUCUUCUGGUAGCAGCAGGGUGCCUUCCUUUCUGUGAUCCACAGUUUGACACAGAUGGCUAUUUUUGGGCCCUCAUCCAUUUGCUAUGCAUUGGGGCUUACAAAGUAUAUUAUAAUUCAUGGAGACCUAAUUCUCUAAGUGAUUCUCAGCAACAAUAUAUAAACUAUGCAUUCAGUGUGGUGAUGUUGGCUUUUGCAUCCCACCCAGCAGGUGAUCUCUUUAGUGCCUUGGAAUUUCCAUUCCUUUACUUCUACAGGUUUCACAGCAGUUGCUUUGCCAGCGGUCUUCUGGGAUUCCUUCUGACCUUAUAUACAAUGAAGCUGAAAAGCAACACAUCCUCAGGACAGUAUGCAGCCUGGAGUUUCCUAGCAAAGGUUAUAACAGCUGCUCUAUCCCCAUUCUUCUUCGAGAUUGCAAUGAAUGUACCAACAGCCUGUUGUCUUUUACUUGGUGGGUUUGCUGAAGCCUCACUGCUUUACAUCGAAAGGACUGGCAUAUGAAUAUAUAAGGAGAAAUUAUGAAGAAGAGAAUAACCAAGCAUUCCCAUCAGGGGUAAUAGUCAGUAACUGAAAAAUCCAAAGCAACAGCAGUGAAGAUAUGCAAACUGCAAGUGACUUAAUUCCACAUUCUUCUUUCUUCAGAGCCAUAAAAAUGUUAUUAAUAACAGUGCAGAAAGUCAGGACUCCGUUAACCUUUAUACUAGCCAGGCUAAACUAAAUUGUGCAGUAUCAACUAUACUAGAUCCACUACCGUAAAACCAUCUGGGCAUGCACUGCUGUAAGAAAGGUGCUUAUCCUGCCCCCUUUCCAACCUUACUUCGAGUUCUGCACCAUUCAGAAUUUGACGGCUGUCCCUUUAUCACAAUAUAAAUUAUAGGACCGUAGUCUCACUUGUGAAGGGAGAAUGGAUAAGCUUCUUGGUCUGUGGCAGAUUUCCAGGUGUAUCUGGGUACAGGGAAGACUUGGUAGUAUUUUGUGCUCAGUCUGGGACAUGCAUUGCCCAAGUAGUCAUACACAACUCCAGUGAAACAUGAAGAAACAAAACCACGUGGGUCUGCUCAGAAAGAAAACCUGUUUAAUGGGAUUUGCUCCUGUGUAAAUGCGUAAGGGUUGAAAUGUGAAUCCACUGCGGAAAUCUGUUUGUAUGUGCAUGCAGAGGAAGAGGGCGCACUUUCUAUGUGUUCUUGAGUGUGGACACAGACAAGCACAAUGUCCAACAGCGCAAUCGGACGUGUCUUUUCAGAACCAAAUCCUAUUGAAUAGUUGUGUCAUGAUUGCAGCAGGAGGUGGCUAAUUUUUGUUCCAUGAUUAUAAGCAAUUCCUACUGAGCCUUAAGCAUGAGCAUUUUGAAGAUUGGCACUUGGGAGUAUCUACAUGAAAGCACAAGCAAAGCAACUGUUUCUGCCAUACCUUGCAAAUAGGUACCAGUUCUGCAGGUGUUCUUGUCAGAGUUUCCAUUCAGUUUAAGGUUAUCAACCAGGUAGCUGAUGAUCCUCCAUUGAUGUAUAGCACCAGAACAGCUGUAUUUUUUGUGGAACACUUCUUCUGUAUGUUUUUAAAAACAAAAUUAGGCUGAGUGACCUUAUUCACUGUGAAAAUAAUACUGUAACCAGCAUAGAUUUGGUAUACCCUCUUAUAAGAUGGAAGUAUCACAUUCAAUUAUUCUGUCUGCAUAAAAAAGCUAAGAGAUGUUUAGUUCAAGCUUUGGACUGCCCCCCCUUACCCCAAAUAUCUGAAAACCAGAAACCACAAUCUGAUGUGUGUUCAUGGACGCUGGAAAACUCAGCUAAAAGAAAAGAGUACCUUGAAAUGAUAACUGAUUAGCACAAGGCCAUGUUGAAUGUAAAGUAACUGAGUAGUAAAUCUUAUUUGCAUUUUUCAA